UGCAGACUAGCCGGGUCGUGUUCGCCUAAGGUGGGAACCGAGGCAUAAGGAGCCGCACAGGCCAGAACCUGUGAGCAGGGCCUCCCACCUUCUGAAGAAUGGCUUCUGCUUGGCAGAGACUGGGUUUCUAUGUCUCUCUUCUGAAAAGGCAGCUAAAGGGUGAGCCAGAUGUCAUCAUUUGGGGAAGGAGAGUCAUUCCAGGAUGUAAAAGAGGAAUUUACAGUGCCACGGGCCAGUGGACGAAAGAGUAUACGCUGCAGACAAGAAAGGACGUUGAGAAAUGGUGGCAUUCACGGAUAAAAGAACAGGCCUCCAAAAUUUCUGAAGCUGAUAAAUCGAAGCCCAAGUUUUACGUGCUCUCCAUGUUCCCCUACCCAUCGGGCAAGCUGCACAUGGGCCACGUGCGUGUGUACACCAUCAGCGACACCAUCGCCCGGUUCCAGAGGAUGAGAGGGAUGCAGGUCAUCAACCCCAUGGGGUGGGAUGCGUUCGGACUGCCUGCCGAAAACGCCGCCAUCGAGAGGAAUCUGCAUCCAGACAGUUGGACGCAAAGCAACAUCAAGUCCAUGAGGAAGCAGCUUGACCGCCUGGGCCUGUGUUUCAGCUGGGACAGGGAAAUAACCACGUGUUUACCCGACUACUACAAGUGGACUCAGUACCUCUUUAUCAAGCUCUACGACGCUGGACUGGCCUAUCAGAAGGAGGCCUUGGUGAACUGGGACCCCGUGGACCAGACAGUGCUGGCCAACGAGCAGGUGGAUGAGCAGGGCUGUUCGUGGCGCUCCGGAGCGAAGGUCGAGCAGAAGUACCUCAGGCAAUGGUUUCUCAAGACAACUGCUUACGCAAAGGCCAUGCGGGACGCGUUGGCAGACCUCCCGGAGUGGUAUGGAAUCAAAGGCAUGCAGGCCCACUGGAUCGGGGACUGUGUGGGCUGCCACCUGGACUUCACCUUAAAGGUGGACGGGCAAGUCACAGGAGAGAAGCUGACCGCCUACACGGCCACCCCCGAGGCCAUUUAUGGCACGUCCCACGUUGCUGUCACUCCUGGCCACAGGCUCUUACACGGGCACAGCCCUCUGAAGGAGGCCUUGCGGAAGGCACUGGUCCCUGGCAGAGAUUGCCUCACGCCCGUGACCGCUGUGAACAUGCUCACCCAGCAGGAGGUCCCUGUCGUCAUCGCAGCCGACGCUGACUUUGAGGGCUCUCUGGAUUCAAAAAUAGGAAUUCCCUGCACCAGCUCCGAAGACACUGUCACCGCCCAGACCCUGGGCCUGUCCUACUCCGAAGUCAUUGAGACGUUGCCAGACGGCACGGAGAGGCUGAGCGGCUCCGCGGAGUUCACAGGUAUGAGCCGGCAGGAUGCGUUUCUCGCCCUGACUCAGAAAGCCCGGCGGAAGGGCGUGGGCGGAGACGUGACAAGUGGUAAACUGAAGGACUGGCUGAUCUCCAGGCAGCGCUACUGGGGCACCCCAAUCCCCAUGAUCCACUGCCCGGCCUGUGGCCCCGUGCCUGUGCCGCUGGAGGACCUGCCCGUGACCUUGCCCAGCAUCACGUCUUUCACUGGCAAGGGAGGCUCCCCACUGGCCACGGCGUCAGAGUGGGUGAACUGCCCCUGCCCCAGGUGCAAGGGCGCAGCCAAGAGAGAGACAGACACGAUGGACACCUUUGUGGAUUCCGCCUGGUACUACUUCCGGUACACCGACCCUCGGAACACACACAGCCCCUUCAGCCCAGCGCUGGCGGACUACUGGAUGCCUGUGGAUCUGUACAUUGGCGGGAAAGAGCACGCCGUCAUGCACCUGUUCUACGCGAGAUUCUUCAGUCAUUUCUGCCACGAUCAAAAAAUGGUCAAGCACAGGGAGCCUUUCCAUAAGCUGCUGGCCCAGGGCCUCAUCAAGGGGCAGACAUUCCGCCUUCCAUCCGGGCAGUAUCUACGGCGAGAGGAGGUCGAUCUCACAGGUUCUGCCCCUGUUCAUGCAAAAACAAAGGAGAAGCUGGAGGUGACGUGGGAGAAGAUGAGCAAGUCCAAGCACAACGGGGUGGACCCCGAGGAGGUGGUGCAGCAGUACGGCAUCGACACGGUCCGCCUCUACCUCCUCUUCGCCGCGCCCCCGGAGAAGGAUAUCUUGUGGGACGUCAAGACCGACGCACUGCCCGGCGUGCUGCGAUGGCAGCAGCGGCUGUGGUCCUUGGCAACCCGCUUCAUUGAGGCCAGGGCUUCCGGGGAGGUGCCCAGGCCCCAGCGGCUGAGCAGCGAGGAGCGAGCCGAGGCCCGCAAGCUCUGGGCGUACAAGAACACGAUCAUCUCUCAGGUGACCGCCAACUUCACGGAGGACUUCUCUCUGAACUCCGCCAUCUCUCAUCUGAUGGGACUCAGCGGGGCCCUCUGGCAUGCUUCUCAGAGGGUCGUCCUCCACAGCCCCGAGUUCGAGGACGCUCUGUGUGCCCUGCUGGUGAUGGCCACUCCGAUGGCCCCUCACAUAACCUCCGAGCUCUGGGCAGGCCUGGCGCUGGUGCCCAGGAAGCUCUGCGCCCACUACGCCUGGGACGCCGGCGUGCUGCUCCAGCCAUGGCCGGCUGUGGACCCGGAGUUCCUGCAGCCGCCCGACGUCGUGCAGAUGGCCGUGCUGAUCAACAACAAAGCCUGCGGCAAAGUCCCUGUGCCCCAGCACGUGGCCCGGGACCCCGACAAAGUCCACGAGCUCGUUCUGCAGAGCGAGCUGGGCGCCAGGCUCCUGCAGGGGCGCAGCAUCAAGAAGGCCUUCCUCUCGCCCAGGACGGCCCUCAUCAACUUCCUGGUGCAGGAGUGACCCCCUCCCCCCGGGUCCCCAAGGGACCUCCGUCCAGGCCUGGACAACGACGAAGA
This is a messenger RNA of Eptesicus fuscus (big brown bat), 2866 nucleotides long. It is a transcript of the gene LARS2, whose product is annotated as leucyl-tRNA synthetase 2, mitochondrial. The coding region runs from base 99 to 2810 and encodes 903 amino acids. NCBI's taxonomy places the organism in Eukaryota, Metazoa, Chordata, Mammalia, Chiroptera, Vespertilionidae. Gene Ontology annotation, molecular function: leucine-tRNA ligase activity; ATP binding; aminoacyl-tRNA deacylase activity. The transcript is spliced from 21 exons. Gene Ontology annotation, cellular component: mitochondrion. The record is from RefSeq and is a predicted model, not a curated record. Gene Ontology annotation, biological process: mitochondrial translation; leucyl-tRNA aminoacylation.